CGGAACUUUGCAUCACCAAACACCCAAAGGAACGGCACCCGCACAACGUCGUCAAAAUGGUCAACAUUCCCAAGACCCGAAACACCUACUGCAAGGGCAAGGAGUGCCGCAAGCACACCCAGCACAAGGUGACCCAGUACAAGGCCGGCAAGGCCUCGCUCUUCGCCCAGGGAAAGCGACGAUACGACCGAAAGCAGUCCGGUUAUGGUGGUCAGACCAAGCCUGUCUUCCACAAGAAGGCCAAGACCACCAAGAAGGUUGUGUUGCGAUUGGAGUGCGUCAAGUGCAAGACCAAGCUGCAGUUGUCGCUGAAGCGUUGCAAGCACUUCGAGCUGGGUGGUGACAAGAAGACGAAGGGCGCUGCUCUGGUGUUCUAAAUGCAUUCUGUUUUGGGUCACCAUUUCUCAUGCUUCUCCUUGGGGGCAUUCGGGCAUCAUGGACACUGGCGAAGGGAGGUACAUGUCCUCGGUUGAGGAAUGUUUCAUAGGGAGUGAAUAAAAGAACAUCUCUGUGCCUGCAUCUUUGGUUUCCACCCUACGUGCCUGAAAUGAGCUUAGAUGGCAGCUUCCAUGAGCAUCAAAACCGCAGCGUUUCCCCAAUAUGGUCCCGCGUGGGGACCAUAUUCCCCGCUGCCACAAACGUUUUUGCAAACGAAACUUAGAAACUCAUCAGCAUCUCACACUUGGU
This is a messenger RNA of Ilyonectria robusta, 687 nucleotides long. Its product is annotated as 40s ribosomal protein L44e. Gene Ontology annotation, cellular component: ribosome; cytosolic large ribosomal subunit. The coding region runs from base 57 to 377 and encodes 106 amino acids. The transcript is spliced from 3 exons. Gene Ontology annotation, biological process: translation. The record is from RefSeq and is a predicted model, not a curated record. Gene Ontology annotation, molecular function: structural constituent of ribosome. Lineage: Eukaryota; Fungi; Ascomycota; Sordariomycetes; Hypocreales; Nectriaceae.